This is a messenger RNA of Acanthochromis polyacanthus (spiny chromis), 5922 nucleotides long. RefSeq names its product nucleoporin 188 (gene nup188). NCBI's taxonomy places the organism in Eukaryota, Metazoa, Chordata, Actinopteri, Pomacentridae. Gene Ontology annotation, molecular function: structural constituent of nuclear pore. Gene Ontology annotation, biological process: RNA export from nucleus; protein import into nucleus. The transcript is spliced from 43 exons. Gene Ontology annotation, cellular component: nuclear pore inner ring. Bases 41 to 5296 code for a protein of 1751 amino acids. The record is from RefSeq and is a predicted model, not a curated record.
CCUACGACUGCGAUGACGAGCCAUCACAACAGCCAAUCAUAUGAGAGAAGCGAAGAUGGCGGAAUCGGAGAUGAGCGUCAGAAGCUGUCGAGAAUUAUGGACCAUACUGCUGGGGAGGUCUGCACUGAGAGAGCCGGCUCAGAUAGAUGCAGAACUUGACAAUAAUUGGGACAGACUGCAUCAAGGUCUCAGUUACUACAAACCACCCAGCUCAUCCUCUGCUGGGAAAGUGAAGGAGAACAAAGAUGUUGCACAACCGCUGAAGGACUUUGGUCUGAGGAUCAGUAAACUUUUGAACCUUGAUGAGCAGCAGAGUGUGCAGCUUUUACAGUGCUACCUACAAGAGGACUACAGAGGCACUCGUGAUUCUUUAAAGGUUGUUCUCAAGGAUGAGCGCCAAAGCCAGGCUCUACUGCUAAAGAUCGCCGACUAUUACUAUGAGGAGCGCAUGUGUCUGCUCAGAUGCGUCCUCCUCCUGCUGACAUACUUUCAGGAUGAGCGGCAUCCCUACAGAGCUGAGUACAGUAAUUGUGUGAAUAAGCUGGAGAAGGACCUGGUGAGCAAAUACCAGUCGCAGUUUGAAAAUCUCUUCAAGGCAGAAGCACCAACAUGGGAAACCCACGGAAACCUCAUGACGGAGAGACAGGUGUCUCGAUGGUUCCUACAGUGUCUGCGAGAACAGUCUCUGCUGCUGGAGAUCAUCUUUCUGUAUUAUGCUUAUUUUGAGAUGAGCCCGUCUGACCUGUUGAGUUUCACCAAAAUGUUCAAAGAACAAGGCUUCGGUUUGCGGCAGACCAACAGACACCUUGUAGACAAGAGCAUGGAUGCGCUGGUCGACCGGAUCGGAUACUUGAGCUCUCUCAUUCUGGUUGAAGGAAUGGACAUCGACUUCCUGCACAAGUGUGCUCUGGAGGAUUGCACAGAACAGCACCAGUUCUCUAGUGCUCCUGAUGUCAUUAAGGAGAUGGAUCACCUGCUACUGACAUUUGGUGACAUCCCUCAUCAUGGUCCAGUGCUGUUGGCCUGGGUCCUGCUGAGACACACUCUGAGACCAGACGAGUCCAGCCCCGUAAUCAGAAGGAUAGGCAACACCGCCCUGCAGCUGGAGGUGUUCAAGUACCUGUCAACCAUGCUGAAAGGUCUUGGAGCCUCGGGGAAUAAUUGUACAGCAAGCACAGCAAAAAUGUGUGUCUACGGCCUCCUCUCAUUUGUGAUCACUUCUUUUGAAGAAGAAAGCCUGCAGUCUGAUGGAGUGGCGACGCAGUGCUCCCACCUAAUUGAUGCUGCCUGUGAGGUCCUCUCUGCUCCCAGUCUGGCUGAAGUCUUUUGGGAAAUGAAGCCAAACAUGGGACUGGGAAUGAUCCUGGACAGUGCAGUUGGGAUGUUCCCUCAUAAGAUUGGACCUCUGCUGCAGCUCCUAACUGCACUUCUGUCAAACAAGUCGACGGUCAAAAAGGUCUACAACUUCUUGGAUAAGAUGUCCUUCUACACACAAGUUUACAAACACAAGCCCAAUGACAUCAUCUCCAAGGAUGACGAGACGCUGUGGAGGAGACAAACUCCAAAACUUCUCUACCCUCUCGGCGCAGGGCAGACUAACCUGUGGAUGCCUCAGGGUGUGCUGGGUCAGGUGAUGAUCGGAGGCGAGCAGGGCUACGUGGUGCGCUGGGACUACUCCUACAGCUCCUGGACUCUCUUCACCUGUGAGGUGGAGAUGCUGCUCCACGUGGUUUCAACCGCAGAUGUCAUCGCUCACUGUGCACGUGUGAAGCCCAUCCUGGAUCUGGUCCAUAAGAUCAUAAGCACAGACUGGACUGUGUCGGAUUGUCUGUUACCUCUAACUUCACGCAUCUACAUGUUGCUGCAGAGGUUAACGUCAGUCAUCAACCCUCCAGUAGACGUGAUUGCCUCCUGUGUGAACUGCCUCUCUGUACUGGCUGCAAGGAUGCCGGGGAAGGUGUGGUCCAGUCUGCACCACACUGGUUUCCUCCCCUUUGCCUCCAACCCUUUGACCAGCAUGGCUCAGUGUGUGAGUGCGGAGGGGAUGAAGGCAGGUAACUAUGGCAACCUGCUGGUCCAGAUCGAGCAGCCCAGGGGGGAAUAUGCUGUGACCAUCGCUUUCCUUCGUCUCAUUACAACCCUGGUUAAGGGUCAGCUUGGCAGCACUCAGAACAAAGGUCUGAUCCCCUGUGUGCUGCUGGUGUUAAAGGAAAUGCUGCCAACAUACCAUAAGUGGCGCUACAACACAUAUGGAGUCAGAGAGAGGAUAGGUUGUCUUAUUUUGGAGCUGAUCCAUGCUAUUCUCAAUCUGAGCCCAGAGGGAGAAGACCAGGGGAGCACUCCCACCCUGCAGUCUCUGUGCAUCUACAGCCUGGCAAACACAGAAGCUGGACAGGCAGUCGUCAAUAUCAUGGGAGUUGGAGUGGACACCAUAGAUGUGGUCUUGGCUGCACAGCCCAGCAGCUGUGGCUCUGAGGGUCCCGGUCAGAUCCUGAUCCAGACAGUAAAACUGGCCUUUUCUGUCACAAACAACGUCAUCCGAUUGAAGCCGCCAUCUGAUGCUGUGUCCCCUCUGGAGCAGGCGCUGACUCAACACGGUGGUCACGGCAACAACCUCAUAGUCGUCCUGGCCAAAUAUAUUUACCAUAAACAUGAUCCAGCUCUCCCUCGUCUCGCAAUCCAGCUGCUCAAAAGACUCGCCACGGUGGCGCCAAUGUCCGUCUACGCUUGCCUUGGUAGCGAUGCAGCAGCCAUCCGGGAUGCGUUUCUCACUCGGUUGCAGAGCAAGACAGAAGACAUGAGGAUCAAGGUCAUGAUCCUUGAGUUCCUUACCGUUGCUGUGGAAACGCAGCCUGGCCUCAUUGAACUCUUUCUGAACCUGGAAGUUAAAGAUGGAAAUGAGGGGUCAAAGGAGUUUCUUCUGGGAGAGUGGAGCUGUCUUCAUGUGGUGUUGGACCUGAUUGACUCCAAACAGCAGGGGAAGUAUUGGUGUCCUCCGCUGCUGCACCGAGCAGCCCUGGCCUUCCUCCUCGCCCUCUGGCAGGAUCGCAGAGACAGCGCCAUCUCUGUCUUACGCACCAAAGACAAGUUUUGGGAGAAUUUGACAACGCCUCUUUUUGGAACCCUCACCCCUCCUUCAGACACCACAGAGCCUUGCGUUUUGGAAACCUGUGCUUUUGUCAUGAAAAUCAUCGCCCUGGAGAUCUACUAUGUUGUCAGCGGUUCCUUGGAGCAAUCUCUGAAGGACGGGCUUCAGAAGUUCUCCAAUGCCCGACGCUAUGAAUACUGGUCCCAGUAUGUCAAAUCUCUGGUGUGCCACGUGGCAGAGAUGGAGGAGGAAGGCAUCUGUUACUUCCCAGAGACCCAGAUGUUGAUCUCUGCUUGGCGGAUGUUGAUGAUUCUUUCCACUACUCAUUCUGAAGUGAUGCAGCUAACAGAAGACUCGACCAAGCUGAAGCUCUUCAUGGACGUCCUGGAUGGGACUAAAGCGACUUUGACCACUCCCAUGUCUGUGCCUUGUCUUCGCCUUGGAUCCAUGAUGGCCACUCUUCUACUCAUCCUCCUCAAACAGUGGAAAAGCGUGGUAGCAGCAGCUCCUGACAUCCUGUCUCCACUGUCCCUGAUGCUGGAGAGCGUCCUGCAAGCUGACCAGCAGAUGAUGGAGAGGACCAAAGCCAAAAUCUUCUCUGCACUCAUUUCUGUGCUGCAGAUUCAAGGACUCAACGGUGGAGAUAUUUCCCAACUGCCCCAGCUGUUGCUAUCUGUGUGUGAGACGGUGAAAGAUGAGGCUUUGGCGCUCAUUGACAACACUCGCCACAUGAGCCAGAUGACAGACACAGUGGAGGACGAGGACAGCAUGGAGACGGACUCUCCUCGAGGCUUACAGAAAGACCAGAGAGACGGGGUGUGUGUGCUGGCUCUCCACUUAGCGAAGGAGCUGUGUCGCACCGAUGAGGACGGUGAACACUGGGUAUCAGUGAUGAGGAAGGUUCCGGUCCUCCCCUCGGUGCUCAACGCUGUGGAGCUCAGCCUGCGCUCCAAACACAACCUCUACUUCACCGAGGCUGCGCUCCACCUGCUGCUCACACUGGCCCGCACUCCUCAGGGGGCAGCAGCUGUUGCAGGAGCAGGAGUUAUUCAGACUAUCUGCCUUCCUCUUCUGAGUGUAUAUGAGGUCUCUUCGAAUGGGGCGUCACAGAGUUUCUCCCGUAAGUCCCAGGACUCUGCCUGUUGGCCGGGUGUGUAUCGCCUCUGCAUGUCUUUAAUGGAGAGUCUGCUCAAGACUCUGCGCUACAACUUCAUCAAUGAAGCCCUGGACUUUGUUGGAGUACAUCAAGAACGAAUACUACAGUGUCUGAAUGCAGUACGAACAGUCCAGAGUCUGGCCUGUUUGGAUGAGGCUGAUCACACAGUCGGUUUCCUGCUGCAGCUCUCGAGCUUCUGCAAAGAGUGGCAGUUUCACCUCCCCAAACUGCUCAGAGACGUACAGAUAAACCUGUGUUAUCUGUGCCAGACCUGCACCUAUCUGCUCCACAGCAAGAAGAUGCUCCAUCACUACCUCCAGGCUAAAAACGGUGAGAGCCUGCCCCCCGGCCCCCUCCCCAGGACACAGCGGCCGCCCCAGACGCUGAAUAAAGAGGCAGCAGGUGGAGGGGAGAGGGAGGAGGCCGAGCAGAAGGCCCUGCUGGCUGUGCAGUGCAGUUUGCUAAAGAUCCUCAGUAAAACCCUGGCAACCCUGCAGCACUUCACUCCAGAUUGCUGCCAGAUACUCCUGGACCAGUGUAUGGACUUGGCUGAGUACAGGACCCUGUUUGUGCUCAGCUUCACGACUCCAGCGUUUGACCCCGAUGUGGCUCCUUCAUUUGGGACCCUGCUGGCCACCAUCAACGUGGCCCUGAGCAUGUUGAGCGAGAUGGAGAAGAAGAAGGAGCCAGUUUCUUUGAGCAUAGUUUCACUGGCUUCAUCAGAGGAGAUCCAGGCACUGAAGUCCUUGCUGAUGUUCACCAUGGAGAACUGUUUCUAUGUGCUGAUCUCUCAGGCCGCUCGGUGUCUCAAAGAUCCAUCCAUCCUCCCUCGAGACAAACAGAGGCUCAAACAAGAGCUCAGCUCAGAACUGAGCACUCUUCUUUCAAGCCUUUCCCGCCACUUCCGGAGGGGCUCUCCAUCAUCUCCAGCCAGCGGCAUCCUCCCCUCCACCCAGUCCAAACCUCCCACACCGGGCUCCAAGGCGAGCCACGAAGGUCAGGAGCCGUUCAUCCAGCUGGUUCAGGCCUUUGUCAGACUUGUGCAGAGAUAGAUGUGAAUUUACAGUACAAGACGCAGAUCUCAAACAUGGCUAGUUUUUUUUCCCUCCACAGUACAAUUACUGUUGUACUACAAAGCCAACAUCAGAGAAAAAUGUCUAUUUCUGAUGUUUUGCCUAAUUUUGCAGUACACAGCAACUGUAACUGUUCAAGUCGCACAAACCUGGAAUUAGUGUUUAUUCUGAUGAUGUUAAAUACAGAAUUUUGCCAAAACUGUUCUAACUGAACUUGACCACAACCAAAGUGUUCACUUUUAAAGGUCAAUGUGAAAACAAGUUUAUUAGUAUGAAGAAAUCUGAGUGUGUAGAGAUCUUGGUGCUACAAACAUCAGUCACUGACUGUGGUCCAUUUUUCAGAGGCCUAGUUUUAUAGGUCACCAUGACAACAUAUGACCGGACACGUUUCAAGUGCUACUUAUAAGACCUUUUUAUGUAUAACUAAAUGUAGUAGAAGAGCUUCUCCUGUAAAACAGUUUUUUCUAAAUCUCUUCAUUUUCACAAUGUCUUGAACUUUGCUAUUUUCUAAUUUGUGCUUCUCCGUGUGGGGUUUUGAAGUGGCUGCCACCAUUUGUACUUAAAAAAAAAAAGUAUAUGCUAAUAAAGGGACUUUUGUACCACAA